This is a messenger RNA of Saccostrea cuccullata (small rock oyster), 1636 nucleotides long. RefSeq names its product tubby protein homolog. The transcript has 13 exons. Gene Ontology annotation, biological process: protein localization to cilium. Lineage: Eukaryota; Metazoa; Mollusca; Bivalvia; Ostreida; Ostreidae. The annotation marks the transcript as partial. The record is from RefSeq and is a predicted model, not a curated record. Gene Ontology annotation, cellular component: cilium.
AUGACAGUGUGUAUUAGAGAAAAAAAGAACUUUUUUUUUUCUUUUAUUUGCAGACAAGAUUUUGAAGAGAAUCAUCAGUGGACAAUGAGUGGCCCGCCUGGCAGCAUUCAAGAUCAUGAUAACUUCAAUGUACAACAGAAGAAGUUGGAAAAAGAGAGAAGGCGGAUCGAAGAACAAGCUCGGAAAAAGAGACAGCAGUUAGGAAUAUUACAACACAACCCAGACAGUCGCCCGACGUCAGGCCGCAAACAUCGCAGCGAAACACAACCCCUCGUGGGAUCUAAACCGUCCACCCCUACAAAUCUCCAUGCCAAAAACAAGUCAAAAAAGAAAUUACUGGAAAAGCAUGAGCAUGAAUACAUCGGUCCCGCGGGUUUCGAGGAUGAGGAGGAAAUUCGUAGCCACUCGCCAAACCUCCGUCGUAACGACGGCUCGUAUCCAGUCCUCAACGUAACAGAGGACAGUUACAGCGACGACCCAGAUAGCGAUAUCCAGGACAUUCCCAUCAUAAAUCAAGGUGAGGAAUCAAACAAAAGGCGGAAAGACAAAAACAAGAAAGGCCCGGGCAAAUCAGGGGGCGGAGGGCAGUGGACGGCCCUCACUCCAAAUACUUCCUCCUCCUCCCUAUCAAAGAACACCCAGUCCCGAUCCCGCACCCCCGAGAUCAUGAUCACGGGGGCGGAGGACAGACAGCCGGACAACGAUUCUGACGUGGACGACAUCCCAAUGUUGGAUGCAGAAAACUCAAACAAACCUAGCAAAGGCCAGAAGCAGAAAAACAAAAAACCUGCCCCUAAUCGGCCGCCUCCGCCCCCUAGUACCAGCGGCGAUCGUUCUGGAGGGCGGUCACCAAUCCCCCCCGCAGCUCAGCAGAAACAGCGACAGAAGGCGGGCAGUCAUCCGGUCCAGGGAUUCCAGCAGCCGGAGGAGGAAGAGGAAGACGACGGAGUGGAUGAGACUAGUGCCCCCGUAGUACCCAGCAAGUCCCCCAGCAGUAAAAAUCUCAAACAGAUGGCCACGUACAACAAUGAGAAUGAUGAUCAAGACGAUACACCAGGAGGUGCCGAGGGUCGAGACUACUCACCGGAGCUCACGGAAAACCUUGACGAUUUUGUGCUCAGGCCAGCCCCUCAAGGUCAUGUCAUGAAGUGCCGGAUCACAAGAGACAAAAAAGGUGUGGAUCGAGGAAUUUAUCCCACCUACUUUCUCCAUUUAGAGAAAGAUGAUGGCAAAAAGGUGUUUUUACUGGCUGGUAGGAAGAGGAAGAAGAGUAAAACCUCAAACUACCUGAUCUCCACCGACCCUACAGAUCUGUCAAGGGGAGGCGAGGCCUACGUAGGAAAACUCAGGGCCAACUUAUUAGGUACCCAGUUCACUUUGUUUGACAAUGGUGACAACCCGAAAAGCAAUUAUGAAAACGCUAGAAAAGAAUUAGUUGGAAUUAUUUAUGAAACAAAUGUCUUAGGUUUUAAGGGACCCAGAAAAAUGACCAUUAUCAUUCCUGGAAUGAAUUUGGACCAUGAGCGAGUAGACAUCAAGCCAAGAUCUGACAAUGACGGCUUGAUUGACAGAUACAAGAGGAAGAAUAUGGAGAACAUACUGGAACUCCAUAACAAGACUCCAGUCUGGAACGACG